Penicillium brevicompactum is the source of this 324-nucleotide messenger RNA. RefSeq lists its product as uncharacterized. The record is from RefSeq and is a predicted model, not a curated record. The transcript has 2 exons. Bases 1 to 324 code for a protein of 107 amino acids. Lineage: Eukaryota; Fungi; Ascomycota; Eurotiomycetes; Eurotiales; Aspergillaceae.
AUGUCCGAUAUCACGAGGGAAGAUCUGAUGCAAGUCCCGCUUGACCAGAAGCUUCAGUCGGAAGCGCAGUGGAGGGUCUGGAUAGGCCAUAUCAAAUCAGCGGCUGUUGCAGAAGAUGUGUGGGAUUACCUUGAUCCUGAGAAGGCGGAUGACGAAGUUCUGCAGGUGCCUGAGGCUCAGGAAGAGCCCUCGUUACCCCGGGAUAACCGCCAGCGGGAGAGAGAUAUCAUGGACCUAGAAGAUGCGGAGCUCAAGAGAUACACGUUCACUGUUCAAGCGUACGAUCGCCGCGAUCAGCGCAGACAGAGACUAUGUCACGAUUAA